Messenger RNA from Ostertagia ostertagi, 192 nucleotides. Lineage: Eukaryota; Metazoa; Nematoda; Chromadorea; Rhabditida; Trichostrongylidae. The record is from the annotation of a GenBank genome assembly.
AUGAUGACGAAGCCAAUCGAAGUCCGGUGGUACUACCAUGGCCCGGACAACGAGAUUUAUGGGCCAUAUGCAGCUAAAGAGAUGAUGAUGUGGACUCAGUCGGGAUAUUUCAACGACUCUCUACUAAUUCGUACUGAACAUGAAGAACGAUUUCACACUCUCGGCGAAUGGACUCGAGUUUGUGGUGGCAAG